CUGGCCAAUUAAUUACAGAAGUUAGCGUAUUGCUAUUAGUGUUACGUAUUAGUUUAUGUUAUGGAUAUGAAUGUUAUAAAGUUCUUAGAACUAUAGUACAGUAAUAUUAAUAGCAGUUUUUACGCACCUUAUUUUUACGAAUCGGACGUAAGACUUGGAAUUCUAAUUCUUAACAAAAAAUAUAACAGGAAAUGGGAACGCCUACUAAGAGAAGCUUUCUGAACAGCUGUACUAGAUACAUGGUUUCAGUGUGUUAGCUAACCCCAGGUUAUAAUUACUUCUUCACAACAGAUGCAUAAGAGGAUUUUUCAUCUGGAUGAUAAAUGGUCAUAAACAUUGGGAAGCUUUGAAUUGGUGUCACAAACCACUUUGGGCAAAAUAAAUGAUUGGGAUCAUCUGUUCACUGACAUUACAUGUAUAACCUUUUCAUAUGACAUUAGCUGUAUUUAGUUAACGAUGGCAUCACCACAACAAAAAUAUAACCUUACAACCAUAGCUGAGUUAGCUGCUGACAAGAUAUUGGGACAGUCUUUUGGAGCAACAAGUCAAUUACAAUUUAGUGGACACUCAAGUACUUCAGAUCAAGAGUACAUUAUUAAUGCCAUGGAAUCAGAAGACAGCUAUGCUAAUUUUCCAACCCCAUUAAAUGAUUCAGUAUCAGAUGAAUCAAUAGAAGCCACAAACAUCAAUCAACCAAACACUGAGAAGGCAGAAAAGAAGCAACAUAAAACUUCAAAUUGUGAAACAAUGAUGCACUUAAUUAAAGGAAAUAUGGGAACAGGAAUUCUGGCCAUGCCUGAAGCUUUCUCUAAUGCUGGUAUACUGGUGGGGUCCUUAGGAAUACCUAUAAUGGGCUUAAUCUGUAUCCACUGUAUGCACAUUUUAGUAGCAUGUAGUCGAAGACUCUCUAAAAAAAUUGGAUGCCAGUCCUUAAACUAUUCCAGAGUAGCAUUGUAUGCCUUUAAAUAUGGACCAGAACCUCUUCCAAAGUUUGCUCGUAUUGCUAGAAAAACUGUAAAUGUGUUUCUGUUGUUGACUCAAUUUGGAUUUUGUUGUGUUUACUACCUGUUUGUGGCAACCAAUAUCCAGAAGGUAGUCUGUGACUGGGCUGACAGAGAUCCCAUUGGUAUUUAUGGGUACCUUGUCAUCAUAUUGCCAUUUAUGGUUAUAUUCAAUUUCAUCAAAAGUUUGCGAACUCUAGCAGUGGUUUCCACAAUUGCCAACAUUUUACAAAGUUUGGGUAUCUGCAUUAUUUUUUACAACCUGUUUCAAAACUUACCUUCUACUUCAUCAAGGCCAUUGUCAAUGCCACUAUCAACACUUCCACUAUACUUUGGAACUGCUAUGUAUGCAUUUGAAGGAAUAGGCAUUGUCCUUCCGAUAGAAAACGAAAUGAAAACACCCAAAGCAUUUGGAGGUUGGACAGGAGUCUUAAACACUGGGAUGGUUAUUGUUGCAUCUGUCUAUACUGCUAUGGGAUUCUUUGGUUUCUUGAAAUUUGGCAGUUCUGUUGAAGGAAGUAUAACACUGUCUCUUCCUGUAAAACCGUUGUAUGAUGUGGUGCGCAUAAUGUUUUCAAUUGCCAUCUUCCUUUCUUAUGCACUGCAGUUCUACGUGCCUAUGCAAUUUAUUUGGCCUUAUAUUCAGAAAAAGGGGAAAUUAUCUGAGAGGCUGUCAUCAAAACAAGAACAAAUGCUGGAGUAUGUUUUGCGAAUUGGUCUUGUAACUAUAACAUUUGGCUUGGCAGCAGCAAUCCCCAAACUAGAUCUUUUUAUUUCCCUGGUUGGAGCCCUUGCCAGCAGCAGUUUAGCACUAGUUAUUCCACCAAUGUUAGAGAUUAUAGUAUACAUGGAUUCAUCUAUGAGUACCAUAAGGUGGAUUCUAAUCAUCAUUAAGAAUUCUCUGAUUACUUUGUUUGGCUUGAUUGGCUUUAUGACUGGAACCUAUGCAAGCAUCAAUUCAAUCAGGGUUGCUUUUCAGAACCCUUAAAAUCACACUAAUUCAUGCUAAUAUAAUUACUUAUCUGUUUUGCUGUCCUGUGGGAUGUAUAUGUGUGUUACAUCAUAAAAUUUGACAAAGUACAUGAACUGUGUUGAGUCAAAAAUUUAGAUUUGUUCAUGUGUAAGUUGCUUUUAUAAUGAUGUUUAUUUUAUUUUAAUGAAAAUACUAGUUUUCAAAAAACAAAAGAUUUAUCUGUUUAAUAUAAAGUGUGAAAAUGUCAUUAGGGUUAACUGUAUUCAGUAUGUUACUCUUAUACAUUCUCAACUGUGAGUGAUAUACAUAACAUUAACUUUUGGUUUGCUAGCAACAUCCUUAAUUCCCAAUCAACUGAUACUAUAAGAAUGGAAUUAGUUCUUAAUUAUUACACUCUAAAUAUUUUUUAUUAUAGUUUGCAUAGUUAAACUCAAAAGAAAACUAUUGUGUGUAUGAAUUUUAUUUGAUAGCUAUGAGUUUCUUAUCUCAAUCUAAUAUCAGAAAUUUUCAACUUAAAAAAACUAGCAAAAGUUUGAGAUAUUUCCAAGUUCCAUUGGAUUGUGGUUGCUCAUACUAAUUCCACUCACCCCAACAUACUACAUAAUUAAUUUGCUUUGAUGUGAUAUCUAAAUAAAACAACAACUCUUUAUACAAAAUCUGAAGUUUAUUGGUUACUAUAAUGUUUUUACAUCCCUGCAAAAACUUGCACUGCUCUCUCAUAAGUAGUAAAAUUUCUCUCUUGUAAAACUUUCUCUUUUGCCACUAAUAUGUCUUUGUACAUCAAAGGUUAAGGACUGGAUAUGUGAGCCAUAUUUUUUUAUUUAUAAUUUCAUUGUAUAAGUCACUGGUUUGACCACAUUUGGAGUAUUGUGUUCAGUCGUGCGCUCCUUAUCCUGUGAAGGAUAUUGAGUUGUUGGAAAGGGUUUAGAGGAUGGUUACUAGAAUGGUGCCUGGGAUGGAGGGGUUGUCAUAUGAGGAGAGAUUAAGAUCUCUAAAAUUGUUUUUUUUUUCCUUGGAAAAAGAAGAGUGAUAAGGGAUCUGAUUAAGGUGUUUAAGAUUGUAGAAGGAAUUGAUAGUGUUGAUGCAUCAUCUUAUUUCAUACUUAAUGUGAAGAAUAAUAGAACUAGGGGAUAGAAAUAUAACUUUUGAUAAGGUAGGAAUCAUCUUUAGCUAAGACAGUUUUAUUUUCUAACUAGGUGGUUGGCCUCUAGAAUGGGUUACAUUUGGAUGUUGUGGAGGCAGUAAAUUUUAGCGAGUUUAAGAAAAAGCUUGAUAACUAUAUGAAUGAUAAUGGCUUGACUUACAAUUUGUUUUUUAAUUUAUUUUAUAGUUUAGUUUAGAGGAUGGGACAGCCAAGAUGAACCAAUAGGUAGGUCCUUUGUUGUCCCUAAAUAUUAUGUUAUGUUCUCCCCACUUCUUCCAGAUGCACUGUUAAAGCAUAAAACAAUCCCACGUUCCAGCUUUGUAACGUUGACACACUUUCACCAUUGAUAAGUCACCAUAAAGCAUCAUCUUUUUUCACAUUUAAAGCAAUAACCCUUACAACUCUAGUUGUAUCCACUGUUAUCCUUUAGAGUCAGAUUCCUGUUUGCUCCAAUUCCCACACAUAAUAUUUUAUAUUAAGUCAAGCCAAAAAGAUAAAUAAUGCAAUAUGUAGUGAAUGAAGCAACCUCAUGACAAAAAUAAAAUGGUAAAACCUAUAUUCAAUGAAACAUUUCCAUACCUUAAACAAUUCCAGAUUUUUAUUAAACUUUUUGUUUAAGAGUUUACCAUUUACUGUUUUAAUAUUUUGUUAAAGUCUUGUGAUUUUGUAAAAUAU
This is a messenger RNA of Limulus polyphemus (Atlantic horseshoe crab), 3793 nucleotides long. RefSeq names its product proton-coupled amino acid transporter 1-like. The record is from RefSeq and is a predicted model, not a curated record. Gene Ontology annotation, biological process: amino acid transmembrane transport. Gene Ontology annotation, cellular component: vacuolar membrane. NCBI's taxonomy places the organism in Eukaryota, Metazoa, Arthropoda, Merostomata, Xiphosura, Limulidae. Bases 457 to 1989 code for a protein of 510 amino acids. Gene Ontology annotation, molecular function: amino acid transmembrane transporter activity. The transcript is spliced from 13 exons.